AUGACGAGAUGUGAUGAAAAAGACAGUAACAAGCAAGCAAUCGAAGCAAGCAAGCGAGCAAGCAAAGCAAAGCAAAGUCAAAGUACUGACCUUUUCCGCCCUUGCCUGCCUGCCUGCCUCGGCCUCGGCCUCGGCCUCGGCCUCGGCAUCGGCAUCGGCAUCGGGGAGCACAACCGCUCCUCCUCUGGCCCCCCCUACGGAAAACGGAACGCUCCCCUCUUCCCCGAACCAAUCUCUGACAUCCAUCCUCUCUACGUAACCUACCCGGUCGGAAAGACUAGUAGCGCCAAAGCCGAUGGCGAUUUCUAUUACAGUACCUAUUACGGUACCGGUAUUUCCAUGACCUUACUGUAUAUUCCCGUCUCGACCCUUCCUGACUGGACUACGGAUGGACUACGGAGUAGAGCGGCGGGACGUACUAGCGGCGUCAACAAAAGAACCGCAUCACCACCCAUCACCACCACCACCACCACCACCACCACCACCACCACCACCACCACCUCCACCACUACCACCACCAUCACCACCACCACCAUACAACCACAACAAGCCGCAAAUUCAAAACAUGAGCAGCGGGAGAGACACCAUCGUGACGGACGCUUGACUCGAGGAUAUGCAGAACCACAUCCCCAACGCAAUAAUUUCAAGUCAGACGAUACCAAAAGAAGAAAGAAGAAGACGAAGAAAAGCACAGAAAGGCAAGAAGAUGAAGACGAAGAAAAGCAAAGAAAGGCAAGAAGAAGGAGAAGAAAAAAAGCAAAGAAAGGCACCUACUUCUGCUUCCCCGGGCAAAAAACAAAAAACAAAAAAGAAGAAAAGAAAAGUAAACACCCGUCCCCCCGUCCCCCUCCCCCUACGCACAGGUCUCGAAGAGGAGCGAGCCUUGCAUUCGGCAAAAAGGCACCCCAGCCUCCACUGCGGGGCGGCCGCCCCCAAAGCCUAAUACUGCGAUUCGGAGUGCUGCUGCGCCAAAACAUUCCGUUUUUCUUCCUCUUCUUCUUCUCUCCUUUUCUUCAAAUGUCUGGAGGGUCCUUUUUUAAAUUCCUUUUUCGAAUGGUCCGCGGUCUCAGACCGAACUCGGGAAGCGAAGCGAUCACACCCCCAUGGUGGCCACCGCCGCCACCGCCGCCACUGUGCCAAUGCUCUGUACAGCGCCGCCGUGUCACCUGGAGCGGCAGCGCCGAACUCAGACCCCAGGAUCGAGUAAAGCGCGAGUUGAUGCUUUACGGUAUCCCAGCUGACUGCGAAGCCUCUAACUACCUCGGUACAGGCAUAAGUACUACGUACUACGUAGGGGAUACUUACGUCUGGGACGUAGUAGUAGUAACUACUGAAUCCCCGAUGGCGCAAAGUAUUGCAUUUCUGUUUCUAUUCUCUCCUGUACAUCUCUUCCUCUACGUCCUCUUUAUCAGAAGAGAUCCCUCGCCUCUUUUCUUCUGCUCCCUCCUCUCCAUCAAGAAGAUCUCUCUCCUCUCCCCUCGACUAAAAAGCUACACCUCUCGCCUCCCAUCCAUCUAUCCAACCCAGCCAGCCCAACCCAAUCCAAUCAAAUCAGUAAUCACAAACUACCCAGUACCACCACCACCACCACCAUCAUCAUCACUACUUACGACCACCACCUCCACCCCAGCCUGCAUGCCGCAAGCCGCAAUAUCAGCAUCCCUCCCUCCCUUCCCCGGUAGAUAA
Messenger RNA from Drepanopeziza brunnea f. sp. 'multigermtubi' MB_m1, 1686 nucleotides. The record is from RefSeq and is a predicted model, not a curated record. Lineage: Eukaryota; Fungi; Ascomycota; Leotiomycetes; Helotiales; Drepanopezizaceae.